This is a messenger RNA of Leucoraja erinaceus (little skate), 6105 nucleotides long. RefSeq names its product NLR family CARD domain-containing protein 3-like. The transcript has 3 exons. NCBI's taxonomy places the organism in Eukaryota, Metazoa, Chordata, Chondrichthyes, Rajiformes, Rajidae. Gene Ontology annotation, cellular component: cytoplasm. The record is from RefSeq and is a predicted model, not a curated record. The coding region runs from base 3125 to 4411 and encodes 428 amino acids.
UUACUGCUAUCCAAAUGUGCCUCUAUUUCAUCUUUUAUGAUUGACUCCAGCAUCUUCCCCACCACCGAUGUCAGGCUAACUAGUCUCUUAUUCCUUGUUUUCUCUCUCCUGCCUUUCUUAUUAAGUGUGAUAAGAUUAGCUACCCUCCAAUCCACAGGAACUUAUCCUAAAUCUAUAGAACAUUGGAAAAUGAUCAUCAAUGCAUCCACGAUUUCUAGAGCCACUUCCAUAACUACCCUGGGAUGCAGACCAUCAGGCCCUGGGGAUUUAUCAGUCUUCUGUCCCAUCAGCCUAUCCAACACCAUUUCCUUCCUAAUAUGGAUUUCCUUCAGUUCUUCCGUCAUCCCAGAUCCCCUGGCCACCAGUACAUCAGGAAGAUUGUUUGUGUCCUCCAUAGUGAAGAUGGAUCCAAAGUACCUGUUCAACUCAUCUGCCAUUUCCUUGUUCCCCAUAAUAAAUUCAUCCUUUUCAGUCCUCAAGGGUCCAAAUAAGGGUUAAUUUGGUCUUAACUAAUUUUUCCUCUUCACAUACCUAAAGAAGCUUUUACUGCCCUCCUUUAUAUUCUUGGCUACCUUACCUUCGUACCUCAUCUUUUCUCCCCGUUUUUAGUUAUCUUCUGUUGCUCUUUAGACGUUACCCAAUCCUCUGGCUCCUGGCUCAUCUUUGCUAUGUUGUACUACUUCUCUUUUAUUUUUUAUUUUUUUGCUAUGCCUGACUUCCCUUGUCAGCCACAGUUGCCACUUACUCCCCUUCAUUAUUAUUCCCAGAAAUACCUGCCAUUGUUGUUCCACUGUCAUCCGUGCUCGGGUAUCUUUCCAGUCAACCUUGGCUAGCUCCUCCCCCAUGGCUCCAUAAUCCCCUUUGUUCCUUUAUUGGAUUACCAAUUGUUUAUAAUUCUGUUGGCCAACCGUAUUCUCUUUUGUUUUUAAUCUGUUUGCCUGGUCAUCAUAGAUUCUUUAUGUUUUUUGAGGUCUAAGUAACACAUGUGCUGUACUGGAGCUCCACCAUCACUCUUAUCCAGGGCUUGGACCAUUUUAUGCCCUCUUUAUUACUAUUAAUUUACACAGAUCCCACUUUCCACGGUACUCUUCCGGAAGCCAGUGGCACGUAGUCUGAACUGCUCAAAUCACAAAAAUUCUUAUUACUAAUUUACACUAAUUUGCAGGAGUAGAAUUAGGCUAUUCGGCCCAUCGAGUCUUCUCUGCCAUUCAAUCGUGGCUGAUCUCACUCCUAUUUCAUAUUUCCUGCUUUUUUGCCCAUAUUCCUUGAUUCCGUUAGCCCUAAGAGCUAUAUGUAACUCUCUGGAAUGCAUCCAGUGAAUUGGCCUUCUGUGGCAGAGAAUUCCACAGAUUUACAACUCUGGGUGAAAAUGUUUUUCCUCAUCUCAGUCCGAAAUGGCCUACCCGUUCUUCUUAAACUGUGACACUUGGUUCUGCACUCCCCCGACAUCGGAAACAUAUUUCCUGCAUCUAGCUUGUCCAAUCCCUGACGAAUUGUAUAUGUUUCUAUAAUAUUCACUCUCAUCCUAAAUUCCAGUGAAUAUACGCCCAUUCGAUCCAUUCUUGCAAGUGAACCUCUGCCUCACCUGAAAAGACAGUGUUGCAUUUCCUGCGGUUGCUGGGGAAAGUUCUUGGGGAGGGGGUGGAUUGGGUGUGAGGGGACGAGUUGACCAGGGAGUUGCGGAGGAGACGGUUUCAAGAUUCAAGAGAGUUUAUUGUCAUGUGUCCCAGAUAGGACAAUGAAAUUCUUGCUUUGCUUCAGCACAACAGAAUUAUAGAAGGCAUGAAUACAGAACAAAUCAGUGUGUCCAUAUACCAUUGUAUAAAUAUAUACACACAUGAAUAAAUAAACAGAUAGUGCAAAUAAAGUGAUAAUGGGCUAUUAAUGUUCAGAGUUUUGUUUGAGUUGAGUUCAAUAGCCUGAUGGCUGUGGUGAAGAAGCUGUUUCUGAACCUGGAUGUUGCAGUUUUCAGGCUCCUGUACCUUCUACCUGAAGGUAGCAGGGAGAUGAGUGUGUGGCCAGGAUGGUGUGGGUCCUUGAUGAUGCUGCCAGCCUUUUUGAGGCAGCGACUGCGAUAGCUCCCCUCGAUGGUGGGGAAGUCAGAGCCGAUGAUGGAUGGGCAGUGUUUACUACUUUUUGUAGUAUAUUCCUCUCCAGGGCGCUCAGGUUGCCGAACCAAGCUACGAUGCAACCGGUCAGCAUGCUCUCUACUGUGCACCUGUAGAAGUUCCCGGUUUCUCCGGAAAGCAGAAAGGGGUGGAGACGGGAAGAUGUAGCUAGUAGUGGGAUCCUGUUGGAGGUGGCAAAAAUGUCAGAGGAUUGUGCUGUAUGUGAUGGCUGAUGGGGUGAAAGAUGAGGACCAGGGGACUCUGUUCCUGUUGCGAAUGGGGAAGGCGGAGCAAGAGCCGAGCAGCGGGUUAUCGUGGAGACCCAUGUGUGGCCCUCAUCUAUAAUGGAAGAGGGGUACCCCGUUCCCUAAAAAAUGAGGACAUCUCCCAUGACCUGGUAUAGAAAACCUCAUCCUGGGCGCAGGGUGGGAAGAAGUGUAGUUUGGAUAUAAUGAUGUUAGGAAUCUUUGUUUUUUUUUUUUGCAUUAAUUAAGCUAAUUUGAAACUUUUUUCACUCCCAUCUGUCAAAAGAUCUUCAACAGAAGCACAAGGAAACUUUGUGCGAACAGACCGAAACGGUGAAAGAAAACACGAUCCUGAUGAAGGAGAAGGUUAAGAUUUUCCAACUGGUCGAUCGAUACGCUCAACUCACUGUCAUUUCAUGUGUUCGAAACCGGACACUGGUGGAACAUGAGCUGCUGGUAAGAGGACAUGACCAUGAGGAAUGGAGAGAAGAACAUCUCAAAGGAGUGUUGGAAAAAAUUCGGACAGAUGAGUUAUUCCAGCACAGCUAUUCCCGGAGUAACACCGGAUCUGGCAGUUCGACAGCAGUGGCUGAAGUCCCAGGGAUCGGAAAAACAACAAUGGUUCAAAAGAUUGUUUAUGAUUGGGCCAUGGGAAAAAUAUACCAACAUUUUCAAUUUGUCCUUAGUUUCAAGUUCCGCGAUUUAAACACAAUUACGUGCAAAAUAAGUCUAAAUGAACUGAUUCUGGAUCAGUAUCCGUAAUUUGGUAAUAUGCUAAGAGAAAUUUGGAAAAACCAAGUAGGAUUGCUGUUUAUAUUUGAUGGUUUGGAUGAAUUCAAGGAUAGAAUUGAUUUUGGUGACAGUCAGAGAGACAUUGACUCUCAGCGCACGUGCACAGAUCCCCAAUUCCGGUGUAAAGUGUCCGAUAUUGUGUACAGUUUAAUCCAACACAAGCUGCUAGUGACCACCCGCCCCGCUGCGUUACAUUUAUUGGAAAAGGCGGAGAUCAGCGAUUGGACUGAAAUCCUGGGAUUUGUUGGUGAGGAACGGAAGGAAUAUUUUAACAUGUUCUUUGAAGAUCAGACGGUGGCAACAGCCGUUUUCAAACACGUGGAGGAGAACGAAAUCCUGUACACGAUGACCUACAAUCCUUCCUACUGUUGGAUUCUCGGACAGGCUCUGGGCCCCUUCUUCAUGAAAACACUCGGUCACUCGUAUCGGAUUCCCAAGACCAUCACCCAAUUAUAUUCCUACUAUAUUUACAACAUCCUAAAAAACCACAGCCGUGAGAUUGAGAGCCCCUGUGAGACGUUAGUGAGGGUUGGCCAGAUGGCCUUCACAGGAGUGGCUGAAAAAAGCAUUGUGUUCACGGAUGAAGAUUUGAGCAUGUACAAACUGCAACCUUCCCAGUUCCUGUCUGGGUUCCUGAUGGAGCUUUUGGAGAAAGAGGACUGUGCCCGGAGCAUGGUGUACACAUUUACACAUCUCACCAUCCAAGAGUUUGUAGCCGCACUUGUGCGUUUCUUGACGCCAAAUGCACGGGGCAUCCAGAAACUCCUCACUGAAGCUCACUGCUCGACUGACGGGCGUUUUGAGGUAUUUCUCCAUUUUGUCGCUGGUCUCUCCUCCCCAUUGUCAGCUCGGCACUGGAGGAGUUUCUGGGUCCAUUUAGAGGAGGUUAAACGUCAGACUGGAAAUGCUGGGAGUGAAGCUGGAAAAAGGAGCCUCCUGAACACGAUGCAUUAUCUGUUUGAGUCUCAGAAUCAUGCACUAGCUCGGCAGACACUGGGACUUGUGGAAACAAUUUCAUUUGGUGGACUGCGGCUUACGCCAAUUGAUUGCGCUGUCCUGUCUCACGUUAUUCGGUUCUGUGGCACGAUUAAAUUCCUCAAUCUGGAGCACUGCCUCAUUCAAUGUGAAGGACUCCAGCGGCUGGCACCCGUACUGCACAAGUGCCAAGAGUUGGGAUUGGGGGCCAAUGACCUGGGGGAUUCCGGAGUGAAACGUGUGUCUGCGGCUUUGAAGAUGCCGGACUGCAAAGUAGAGAAAUUGCGGUAAGUACCAGACUGUGAGAGAUCGAGCAGGCGUCUUUGACACAGAACGUUCAUUCUGUUCCUGAAAACCACCGGGCAUUUUUACCGUCCACUGUCUCUCUAUUUGAAAUCACCAAGUUUGCAGAUGGCACAAAGCUGGGUGGCAGUGUGAGCUGCGAGGAGGAUGUUAUGAGGCUGCAGGGUGAUUUGGACAGGUUGGGUAAGUGGGCAGAUGCAGUAUAAUGUGGAUACAUGUGAGGUUAUCCACUUUGGUGGUAACAACAAGAAGGCAGAUUAUUAUCUGAAUGGAGUCAAUUUAGGAAAUGGGGAGGUGCAACAAGACCAGAAGGUCACAGUUUAAGAAUAAGGGGUAGGCCAUUUAGGACUAAGAUGAGGAAAAACCUCUUGGUAUCAUCUGCAUACUUACUAAUCCAAUUUACCACACCUUCAUCCAGAUCAUUGAUGUACAUGACAAACAACAAAGGACCCAACACAGAUCCUUGAGGCACCCCACUAGUCACCUGCCUCCAACCCGAUAAACAGCCAUCCACCAUUACCCUCUGGCUUCUCCCAUUCAGCCACUGUUGAAUCCAUCUUGCUAUUCCUGCAUUUAUACCCGACAGUUGAACCUUCUUAACCAACCUUCCAUGAAGAACCUUGUCAAAGGCCUUACUAAAGUCCAUAUAGACAACAUCCACUGCUUUACCCUCGUCAAUUUUCCUAGUAACCUCUUCUAAAAAUUCAAGAAGAUUAGUCAAACAUGACCUUCCAGGCACAAAUCCAUGUUGACUGUUCCUAAUCAGACCCUGUUUAUCUAGAUGCUUAUAUAUAUUAUCUCUAAGUAUCUUUUCCAUUAAUUUGCCCACCACUGAAGUCAAACUAACAGGUCUAUAAUUGCUAGGUUUACUCUUAGAACCCUUUUUAAACAAUGGAACAACAUGCGCAGUACGCCAAUCCUCGGGGACUAUUCCCGUUUCUAAUGACAUUUGAAAUAUUUCUGUCAUAGCCCCGGCUAUUUCUACACUAACUUCCCUCAAUGUCCUAGGGAAUAUCCUGUCAGGACCUGGAGACGUAUCCACUUUUAUAUUUUUCAAAAGUGUCAGUACUUCUUUUACUUUGAACCUCAUAGUAUCCAUAGCUACUCUACUAGUUUCCCUUACCUCACAUAAUUGAAUAUCCUUCUCGUUGGUGAAUACCGAAGAAAAAAAAAUGUUCAAUAUCUCCCCCAUCUCUUUUGGCUCUGCAGAUAGCUGUCCACUCUCUCUCCAAUGGACCAAUUUUAUCCCUCCUUAUCCUUUUGCUAUUAAUAUAGCUGUAGAAACCCUUUGGAUUGACUUUCACCUUACUUGCCAAAGCAACCUCAUAUCUUCUAUUAGCUUUUCUAAUUUCUUUCUUAAGAUUCUUUUUACAUUCCUUAUACUCCUCAAGCACCUCAUUUACUUCAUGCUGCCUAUAAUUAUUGUAGAUCUCCCUCUUUUUCCGAACAAGAUGUCCAAUUUCCCUUGAAAACCAGGGCUCUUUCCAAUUUUUACUGUUUCCUUUCAACCGAACAGGAACAUAAAGAUUCUGUACUCUUAAAAUUUCCCCUUUAAAUGUCCUCCAUUUCUCUUCUACAUCUUUCCCAUAAAACAAAAUGUCCCAGUUCACUCCUUUUAAAUCAUCAUAUGGUUAUAUGAUUAUUAAUGUAAUUGUGUGGGGAUUUACACUGGUUCUUAUCUC